Molecule: messenger RNA, 1999 nt
Organism: Pelobates fuscus (common spadefoot toad)
Lineage: Eukaryota; Metazoa; Chordata; Amphibia; Anura; Pelobatidae
Gene: STIP1
Product: stress induced phosphoprotein 1
Exons: 14
Coding region: 101-1732 (543 amino acids)
Molecular function (GO): Hsp90 protein binding
Source: RefSeq, a predicted model, not a curated record
AAUCCAACCAAUAGGAGAGCAGUUAGGAGGCUGCCUUUGAACUGUCAUCUUCUAGUAGGUUCGAGAAGACGCGUGGAGAGGCCGGAGACGGAGAGCAGCUAUGGAGACGGCAAACGAGUUAAAGGAAAAAGGCAACAAAGCUCUCUCAGAAGGCAAUCUGGAUGAGGCAGUGAGAUGUUACUCUGAAGCCAUCAAAUUAGACCCCAAGAACCAUGUCUUAUUUAGCAACCGGUCUGCAGCCUAUGCCAAAAAGAGAGAAUAUGCCAAAGCAUUGGAGGAUGGCUGUAAAACAGUGGAGCUCAAACCUGACUGGGGAAAGGGCUAUUCACGCAAAGCUGCAGCACUGGAAUUUCUAAAUCGCUUUGAAGAAGCCAAGAAAACUUAUCAAGAGGGAUUGCAGCAUGAACCCACAAAUCCUCAGCUGAAAGAGGGACUGCAGAACAUGGAAGCCCGGCUUGCAGAGAGAAAAUUCAUGAAUCCUUUUAAUUCGCCUAACCUGUUCCAAAAACUGGAGUCUGACCCCCGUACUCGUCCUCUGCUCAGUGACCCAAGUUAUAAAGAUCUGAUAGAACAGUUGAGGAACAAGCCAAGCGACCUUGGCACAAAGCUACAAGAUCCUAGAGUGAUGACAACAUUAAGUGUGCUUUUGGGGGUAGACCUUGGAAGUGUUGAUGAGGAAGAGGAGGAGACUCCUGCACCCCCUCCUCCCCAACCUAAAAAAGAAACAAAACCUGAGCCAAUGGAGGAAGAUCUACCUGAAAACAAGAAGCAGGCUGUGAAAGAGAAGGAACUAGGGAAUGAAGCUUACAAGAAGAAAGACUUUGAAACUGCACUGAAGCACUAUGCACAAGCCAAGGAAUUGGAUCCAAUCAACAUGACCUAUAUUACCAACCAGGCUGCUGUAUACUUUGAACAGGGAAAUUAUGAUAAGUGCAGAGAAUUGUGUGAAACAGCCAUUGAAGUAGGAAGAGAAAAUCGAGAGGAUUACCGUCAAAUAGCAAAAGCUUAUGCUCGUAUAGGAAAUUCUUACUUCAAGGAGGAGAAGUAUAAGGAAGCGAUUCAAUUCUUCAACAAAUCAUUGGCUGAACACAGGACACCAGAUGUCCUUAAGAAAUGCCAGCAGGCUGAGAAGAUUCUUAAGGAACAAGACCGUCUUGCAUAUAUUAACCCUGAGAUUGCACUAGAAGAGAAGAGCAAGGGGAACGAAUACUUCCAGAAAGGUGAUUACCCUCAAGCUAUGAAACAUUACUCAGAGGCUAUAAAGAGGAACCCCAAAGAUGCCAAACUGUACAGCAACAGAGCUGCGUGUUACACCAAGUUGCUGGAGUUCCAACUGGCACUUAAGGACUGUGAAGAAUGCAUUCGAUUGGAACCCGCAUUCAUUAAAGGUUAUACACGAAAGGCAGCAGCACUGGAGGCCAUGAAAGAUUUCACCAAGGCCAUGGAUGCCUACCAAAAAGCCUUGGAUCUGGAAUCCAACUGCAAGGAGGCAACAGAGGGUUACCAGAGGUGUGUGAUGUCACAGUAUCAUCGAAAUGACAGUCCGGAGGAUGUGAAGCGCAGAGCCAUGUCAGACCCUGAAGUGCAGCAGAUAAUGAAUGAUCCAGCCAUGAGACUUAUACUAGAGCAGAUGCAAAAAGACCCACAGGCCCUUAGCGAACACUUAAAGAAUCCAGUUAUUGCCCAGAAAAUACAAAAGCUGAUGGAUAUUGGUUUAAUUGCAAUCCGGUGAUGAAUCAGACAUUUUCUGUUUAAAUAAAGCGUUGAUCUCCCAUCUUGUACCUGGCGUCCCUUUUCAUGCUGAUCCCUCCCCUCUCGCAAUGCCUGGUUGGGCAGGGUGCAAAGAACUGUUUGGAAGGUAGCCUCCCACUCCUCUGUGGAUACAAGAAAUGUUGAGGAGGGAGAGGUUAAAUCUCUCUUCUUUCACACUCCUUCUUUCCAUCUCUCUCUCGAGUUUCUCGAUCUGUAAGAAUGUUAAUAAAGCGCACGCAAUAAUGGA